CUUUAGUCCGUACUAUUUUUCUGCCCUUUUACACUCACUUUAGACUUUUCCUCUCGUCUCGCUCCUCUUAAACUCUUUUUCAGGAAAAUGGAAAGCCAAUGUUGGGUCUCCUUGGAUUUGUUUCUUAAGCUACCUUGAUAAAACUUUCCAUGUGAAUUAAGACCACUGGAUAUUCUUCUCAUAAUCCUUUCUUUGUCCUUUUUCUCUUUAGAAUUUUUUAUUGGUUUUAUGGGGAAAUUUCAAAAUUUGUUUGUUGAAGUGAGAAAAUGUUCAAAAGUAUGGACAGACUAAAGGGGAAGUAACAGUUUUUGUUGGACGACAAAGAUUGAAGAUUAUUAAUCUUCUUGGUGUUAGCUGAAAUGGGUGGAAGAAAAAAGAGAGCUUUGAUGAAUGUUUAUGAAGUUGUGGACUUUUUCAACAACAUCAUACUGGAGAAGCCUCAUCUUCCUUUGUUGGUCCCUUUCAUUUUGAUCUUAUGGGCUAUAGAAAAAUGGGUCUUCUCUUUUUCCAAAUGGGUUCCCCUUGUUCUUGCCGUUUGGGCAACUAUCCAGUAUGGUGAUUAUCAGCAGAGAAUGGUUGUUGAAGACUUGAAUAAAAAGUGGAAGCGAGUUAUACUAAGUACCUCGCCAAUAACACCAUUGGAGCACUGUGAGUGGCUAAACAAGCUUUUAAUGGAGAUUUGGUCCAACUACAUGAAUCCAAAUUUUUCAUUAAGGUUCCAAUCCAUUAUUGAGAAACGUUUGAAACAUCACAAAUCAAGACUUAUUGAAAAAAUAGAAUUGCUGGAGUUUUCACUAGGUUUGUUUCCCCCGUGCUUGGGUCUUCAUGGAACUCGCUGGUCAACUUCAGGCGAUCAGCGAGUUAUGCGCUUGGGUUUUGACUGGGACACAACUGACAUCAGCAUUAUGUUGCUUGCCAAGGUGGCCAAGCCAUUCUUUGGAACUGCAAAGAUUGUUAUAAAUAGCCUUCACAUCAAGGGUGAUCUUCUCUUGAUGCCAAUUCUGGAUGGUAAAGCAAUUUUGUACUCGUUUAUAUCUACUCCUGAAGUAAGGAUAACAGUUGCCUUUGGCAGUGGAGGAAGCCAAUCACUACCUGCAACGGACCUGCCUGGUGUUUCUUCUUGGUUGGUUAAACUUUUGACUGACACCUUAGCUAAGAUAAUGGUUGAACCUCGCCGUCAAUGUUUCUCUUUACCAGCUGUAGAUUUAAGGAAGAAGGCUAUUGGUGGUAUUAUUUAUGUGACAGUUAUUUCUGCAAGUAAACUUUCUAGGAGUAGCUUGAAAGGAAGCCCAUCAAGAAGGCAACCAAGUUUUGCUGUUGAUGGUUUACAAGAGCACUUUGAUGAUAAAGAUCUACAGACAUUUGUUGAAGUUGAGUUAGGAGAGUUAACCAGAAGAACAGAUGUGAGGCCCGGCUCCAGUCCUCAAUGGGAUUCAACAUUUAACAUGGUGUUACAUGAUAAUACAGGAACUGUUCGAUUCCAUCUCUAUGAGCGUACUCCUGGAAGUGUGAAGUAUGACUAUCUUGCAAGUUCUGAGAUUAAGAUGAAAUAUGUUACAGAUGAUUCCACAAUCUUUUGGGCAAUAGGACCAGCCUCUGGGGUAAUAGCCAGACAUUCUGAAUUUUGUGGCAAAGAAGUUGAAAUGGUUCUUCCAUUUGAAGGGGUCAACGCAGGGGAGCUGGCAGUGAGGCUUGUGGUAAAAGAAUGGCAAUUUUCUGAUGGUUCUCUUAGCUUCAACAACUUCCGAGUUAGCUCACAACCAUCGAUAAAUGGCUCCUUAAAUCUUCUUUCAAGAACUGGAAGGAAAAUUAAUGUAACUCUCUUGGAAGGGAAAGAUCUUAUUACAAAAGACAAAUGUGGAAAGUGUAACCCAUAUGUUAAAUUGCAGUAUGGAAAGGUUCUCCAGAAAACGAAGACAGCACAUUCUUUUAACCCAAUCUGGAAUCAGAAGUUUGAGUUUGAUGAAAUAGGAGGUGGUGAAUACAUGAAGAUAAAAUGCUACUCUGAUGAGGUUUUUGGAGUUGACAGCAUUGGUAGUGCACGAAUAAGUCUUGAGGGACUGAUAGAAGGUUCAGUGAGGGAUGUGUGGGCUCCUCUUGAGAAAGUGAAUUCAGGAGAACUAAGGAUCCAGAUAGAAGCAGUUAGUGUCAAUGACUAUGAAGGAUCAAGGGGCUCUUUAUAUCCUGGCAAUGGUUGGAUUGAACUUGUUCUAGUUGAAGCAAGAGAGCUAGUAGCCGCUGAUCUAAGGGGGACAAGUGAUCCUUAUGUGAGGGUGCAGUAUGGAAACUUGAAGAGACGAACAAAGGUUAUGUACAAAACAUUGAAUCCUCAGUGGCAUCAAACUUUGGAAUUCCCUGAUGAUGGUAGUCCUUUAGAGUUGCAUGUGAAAGAUCACAAUGCCUUGCUACCAACAUCAAGCAUAGGUGAUUGUGUUGUAGAAUAUCAGAGGCUGCCUCCAAAUGAGAUGUCUGACAAGUGGAUACCGCUUCAAGGGGUCAAAAGGGGAGAAAUUCAUGUUCAAAUUACAAGAAAAGUUCCAGAACUACAGAAAAGACCUAGUCUGGACUCUGAACCAUCCUUAACAAAAGCACAUCAAAUAUCAAGCCAGAUGAAACAAAUGAUGAUCAAACUUCAAUCUUUAACUGAGGAUGGCAACCUUGAAGGAAUGUCGACUCCAUUGAGUGAAUUUGAAACUUUUCAAGAUAUGCAAGAAGAAUACAUGGUACAGCUUGAGACUGAGCAGAUGCUUCUACUCAACAAGAUAAGGGAACUGGAUCAGGAAAUUUUGAACUCAUCACCUUCUCUAAGCAGAAGAUCUUCUGGAAGUUAAGGCAAAUCUUUACCUUCCAAGUUGACACGUUAAGAUUAUUUUUCUACCAGUAUAGUUUUGCUUACACAGAAAUCCUUAUAGAUAAAGAUGAUAGAACAUUACAGCUCCCUGCUGUGCAUAAUCUAUUUUUGGCAGCAAACGAAGAACUGGCAUGACCACUUCCUCUUUUUCGAAUUUCAACUUGGCAAUUUCCGUUGCUAAGCAAUGUAGAUCUAUCUUCCUGUUUAGCAAGCUUGUCACAUUAUGGACUGCUAACCAAUUCGAUGUCAUGGUUUGUGAUCUUUCACCUCUAGGACGAGCAUCAAGAAAGUUGAAUCUCAAUGGCAAGAAUAUUGGGUCCUGAUCUUUGUGAGUAGAUGUUAAUACUGUUUUUGCUACGCUUCUUUUAACAUCCCUAGCUUGUAGAUAUUAGAUUAUCGAGUGUGUACUUUUGCUAUCUAGUGAUUUUCGAGCUCUUUCCUCCUAAAACAAUGGUGGAUGCUCCUUUAUCCUUGAACAAUCUGAAACUCUUCAAGUUCAACUAAUCAUAGUCAAAAUUUAAUGAUUUGUUUCAUUUCUCAAUUAGGGGAAUAUAAUUUCUCCUAUCAUAAAAGCAAUUGGAUUUUAUUGUAAUUACUGUAUAUUUUGGUGUUAGUACAAUGAAACAUGAUCGGUUUUGCUGUAAAAUGAAAUAUCUUCGCAAGAGCCCUCAAAUCUGCCCUUAAUAAUCAACGUAAAAGCUACCAAUCUACAAAUAAAUUACCAAGGCUCUUACUGGAUAGCGCACAGGAGAUUAAGAUGAAAUGCAUUUGUAUAAAUCUCUGCAGCAAAUGCUUAAUUUGCAGCGGUAUUACAGCAGCAAAACAAAAUUUUCAUCAGUUGAGAUUUGUCUGUCAGAUCAGUUAUCAUCCAUCACAUGCUUCCUCACGCUACGUCAGGGGAAUAUAGCAUUAUAGCGUUUGGUUCCAUUGUCCGCCCGCUCUUUACC
This is a messenger RNA of Durio zibethinus, 3798 nucleotides long. RefSeq names its product synaptotagmin-5-like. Gene Ontology annotation, molecular function: lipid binding. The record is from RefSeq and is a predicted model, not a curated record. NCBI's taxonomy places the organism in Eukaryota, Viridiplantae, Streptophyta, Magnoliopsida, Malvales, Malvaceae.